UUGCCGUACAGUAUGACAACUCUCAGUGCGGAACGUUUGUUUAUUCUGACUUUUUGAGAGGGCGCUAAUUUCAGUUACACAGUGUCAUUGUAGGAAACGCUUUUAAAAAAAAACAUGGCGUCCAUGGAAACGCUAUUUACCUUCUCUAUUAGACAGGAUUCACAUACAUUGUAGCAGGAAAAUUUGUUAGAUUUCACAAAAAGCUGAUUUGAUUUUGUGACGGGUACAUGUUGCCGUAGCAUUCAGCUGGGAUGCGCGUGUACAGUCUGUGUGUGGGUCUGCAGUCACGUUGCGUGAGGCACGCGCUCGCCGGACACCUCUCCCGCUGCGCGCGCUCAACCGUGGCUUCGUUUUCGUCCUUUCCUGGGCUGCGCGCGCGCAAGAAAAGCAGCCCGUACGCCGAUGUAGACACCGAGCAUUAUUCAUUACUGGUAAAAGCGGUCGUGUCUACGAAAAUCAGCUCUCAGUCUCCAGAAAGUAUUGAAAAUGAAGACGAGUGCCUUUUUGGAUCUAUCAUCAAAUCCAAGCCUCAGGUGUGCAGAGCGCUCAAAAACCCCUGGCCUCUGUUAAACGAGGCAAAACCUGCUGCUCCUGCCGCAGAGAGCGCGGAGGAAACACUGACCCGGAUAAACUUGCGAAGAGCUUCAGAUCACACCUCUGUACCAAGUGUAACUAAAAUACUCCAAAAGACAAUGUCAGCCCAACAGCGUUUUUAUUUGGACAGAUGGAAGAAAAGGAAGAUCGCUGAACUCGGAGUGGAAGGCUUCAAAGAAUACAGCGAGAAUCUUUUUGCACAAGGGAAACUGUUGCAUGUAGCUGUCGAAGGAAUUUUAACUGGAGAAAACAACCUAAAUGAAGAUGGAGUGUGUCUGGAAAGCGUGUCUGGCUAUUUACAAAGUCUCAGUCACAUUUUGGAGGACGUUACGGGAGUGAAGGCUAUCGAGAGUGUUGUGCAGCAUCAGCCCUUGCAGUACCUGGGUGUUGUUGAUUGUGUUGCCAAGUACAAGAACUCACUGUGUGUCAUAGAGUGGAAGACCUCAGAGAAGCCCAAACCUUUCCUUUACAGUACUUAUGACAACCCCUUGCAGGUGGCAGCCUACAUAGGGGCCUUAAACAGUGAUGACAACUACAAUUACCAGGUGGAUAGCGGAUUGAUUGUGGUUGCUUACAAAGAUGGUUCCCCAGCACAUGCUCACUUGCUGAAUGCAGACCAGGUGUUGCAGUAUUGGGAUAAAUGGCUCUUCCGACUGGAGAAAUAUGCGGAGAAUGAGGUGUCGCACAGAUCUUGCUGAUAGACCAGUCAGACUAUUAUUCAGAAAUAUUUGUCUGUCCAGGACAACAGCCUCAUUUUCACGCACACAUAAAAACUUUU
Molecule: messenger RNA, 1372 nt
Organism: Clarias gariepinus (North African catfish)
Lineage: Eukaryota; Metazoa; Chordata; Actinopteri; Siluriformes; Clariidae
Gene: mgme1
Product: mitochondrial genome maintenance exonuclease 1
Exons: 4
Coding region: 252-1292 (346 amino acids)
Biological process (GO): mitochondrial DNA replication
Cellular component (GO): mitochondrion
Molecular function (GO): single-stranded DNA exodeoxyribonuclease activity
Source: RefSeq, a predicted model, not a curated record